GGCGGAGUGAGAAGGCGGCGGCCACCGUGCUCGGACCCCGCACGCUCGUCCUCCGGUUGCGUCGCCGGUGGCGCCCGGCCUGCCGUGUCCCGGGGCCUCGCUCGGCCGCUUCGCCGGGUAGAGACGCGCGUGUGACGGCGGAACGGACGAGCGAGGCCACAGGCGGCGGCCACUGCGGGGCCUUGAAGAGAGCGAGCGAGAGGCUCGUGGGGGCGCGCGCCUGAGCCCCGGGCCCGGAGCCCCCGCUCGCCGUGCGGGCGAAGGCAGGUGCGGAGGGGGCCGCGGCCGGCUUCGGGGGCCGCGGCCCUGCGCGUCGCGAGCGGGGUUGGGGCGACGGGCGGGGCGCUGGCCCGGCGGUCCGUUCUCUCAGCCGGGACCCCUCCUCCACUUGUUCCAACCCCGCGCUGGUUUUCUCUGGUUAGACUCACGCCCGGGGUCCAGCGGUGGGACCACGGUCUUCCCUCUGUAGGCAGCGCCCGGGGCAUAGCGGAGAGCGACCCGCGGAGUAACGAGCCCCGCCUGCGGAGAGCGCCCUGAGGAGCCGAGGCCGGGCCUUGCCAGCUACGUCUGGCGGGUACUGCCCACAGGCUGUCCGCCGGCCGCCCGCCCGCCGGGGGUCUGCUCUUUGCAUUUGCACCCCCCCCCCGGGGCCUCUCAGAUCAUCGGGUGCAGCCCGUUAGGCUCCCGCAGGUUACAAGGCUCUCCUGCCAGCCGGAGGCACAUCAUAACUACAGGACUUCUGUCAGCUGAUGCCUAAGACGACGUUGCUUUACAAAGUGGCAGCUGCUUCCGAGGCUCGAUCCCCACAGGAGAGGAUGCCCCAGAGACCUCCGCCCGCCCGACAGCAAGAGUGCAGGCUUCCACUGAGGAAGAGACCUGGAGACCAGGGCCUACUCUGUGGACAGAAUUGUGAUUUUUGUUCUUUUAACAACUUUUCUCCAAUUGCAACACACGUUUGUGAAUAAGCAGUAAGCCUUAGAGAAAUCAGAAAAACGGAAAGAAGGAAAAGAAGAGUCAGCCACAAGGAAACUAAGGCUGCCGUGCUGGGACCCCUGCUGAGCACCUGCUGUGCGUCGGGCCCUCCCCCAGGCUCUGGGGGUACAGCCUGAGUGACCAGACUACAGGUCUUUGCUCAUGGAGGAAGGCGGAUAAGAAGCAACACCUGCUCUUCCCGACGGGACCCUGGAAUGGCGGUGCCACUUGCGACGCCCAUACUCCAGGAGGCGGUGGUGUUUGAGGAUGUGGCCGUGUACUUCACAAGGAUAGAGUGGAGUUGCCUGGCCCCCGACCAGCGGGCACUGUACAGGGACGUGAUGCUGGAGAACUACGGGCACAUGGCCUCGCUGGGUUUUCUUGUUGCCAAACCAGCACUGAUCUCCCUCUUGGAGCAAGGGGAGGAGCCGGGGGCUUUGAUUCUGCAGGUGACUGAGGAGCGAGGGUCCGCAGCCAGCCGCUGCCCAGAUUCUAAGAUGGAGACUGGGAUCAAGGAAUCUCCUCUGAGGAGAGUGUCCUCUAAGCAGUUAGGACUAUUGGGCACAAUUUGGGGCCGCCUCCCUGCGGGGAAGCCCAAGUUAACUGAACUGAAUGGGAGUCCUGAGGAUGGGUUAGAUAAAGUACCCCUCCCCCCCCAGGCAGGCGGCCCUGGUGGGGAACUUGGCACGUCCCCGGAGGCCCUGGAGGACAAACAGCGAGCCUCGGGCUGUGCAGACACUGUUGGGCAGAGACUGUACAGGUGUGCUUGUGGCAAGGCGUUUAAGUACAACUCGCUGCUGCUCAGGCACCAGGUCAUCCACACGGGCGCCAAGCCCUACCAGUGCACUGAGUGCGGCAAGGCCUUCAAGCAGAGCUCCAUCCUCCUGAGACACCAGCUGAUCCACACCGAGGAGAAGCCCUACCAGUGCAGCGAGUGUGGCAAAGCCUUCCGGCAGAGCACACAGUUGACCGCGCACCACCGAGUCCACACUCGGGAGAAGCCCUACGAGUGUGGGGAGUGCGGGAAGGCCUUCAGCCGCAGCUCCCGGCUCCGGCAGCACCAGAAGUUCCACACGGGGGAGAAGCCCUAUGAGUGCGGGGAGUGCGGGAAGGCCUUCUGCCGCAGGUUCACGCUCAAUGAGCACUGCCGCAUCCACAGCGGGGAGAGGCCUUACACCUGCCUGCAGUGUGGGCAGCGCUUCAUCCGUGGGUCCUCGCUCCUCAAACACCACAGUCUGCAUGCCAGGGAGAGCCCCCGAGACGACAGCGGCUGUCCGAAUGCCCUGCUCGGCGCAGCGCAGAAGUCUGCUACAGGGGACAAGCUGUACCAGUGCUCCGUAUGCCAGAGGCUCUUCAAGCACAACUCCUUGCUCCUCCUGCACCAGAGGCUGCAUACGGGUGAGAAGCCCUUCGAGUGCAGGGAAUGUGGCAAAGCCUUCAGCCGGAAGUCCAACCUCACUCUGCACCAGAAGACCCACACCAAGGAGAAGCCAUUUGCCUGCACAGAGUGUGGCAAGGCUUUCCGCAGGAGCUACACGCUGAACGAGCACUACCGGCUGCACAGCGGUGAGAGGCCGUACAGGUGCCGGGCCUGUGGGAGGGCCUGCAGCCGGCUGUCUGCCCUCAUCCAGCACCAGAAGGUCCACAGCCCAGAGUGCUCCCGGGAGGGUGGGGAACACAGACGAGUUGGUAAAAGUCAGAGACUUGGGUGUCUGACUCUUGAUUUUGGCUCAGGUCAUGAUUUUGGGGUGUGAGAUUGAGCCCCGAUCUCACGUGGAGUCUGCUGGGCAUGGAGUCUGCUUGAGAUUCUCUCCCCCAUUUUCCCUCUGCACCCCCCCUUCCCCAAACAACAAAAAAGGCAGAAAACCCAUCGGGGAGAGGCCCCAAGGCAGAGGGCCCGGGGCCAGGGCUGUGGUCAGGCAGCACACAGGGUGAGGACGGUGAGCCAGAGGAGUCCUCCCGCAACUGGGGAGCCUGGAUGCACACACAUGCUCCAAUGAGUCACAUGAGGAUUGUGGGUAGGUUCUGUUUUCUUUUUCCACUCAUCUGUUUUCCGAACACUGACUUGUGAUCAGAACAAAACGAACAAAAAGGC
Molecule: messenger RNA, 3067 nt
Organism: Nyctereutes procyonoides (raccoon dog)
Lineage: Eukaryota; Metazoa; Chordata; Mammalia; Carnivora; Canidae
Gene: ZNF517
Product: zinc finger protein 517
Exons: 6
Coding region: 1188-2726 (512 amino acids)
Biological process (GO): negative regulation of transcription by RNA polymerase II
Molecular function (GO): DNA-binding transcription repressor activity, RNA polymerase II-specific
Source: RefSeq, a predicted model, not a curated record